Messenger RNA from Prorocentrum cordatum, 1335 nucleotides. The record is from the annotation of a GenBank genome assembly. NCBI's taxonomy places the organism in Eukaryota, Dinophyceae, Prorocentrales, Prorocentraceae.
AUGCUGGAAACCAUUUCGCUCGAUGUGGGGGCGUCCGCCGCGAUCAAGCACGGGAAGGCUCUGAUCAAGGGUACCUUGGAGGACAGUCAUACGUUGGCAGACUACCGCGUCGGUCCCGAGGCGGUGCUGCAGGAGGCGAGGCACCUCCAGGUAAGCGCCUCCAUGCUGGAGAGGGAGGCCGUCGAUACGGACGCGAACGACGCUGAAGAUGCUUCGAGUGCGUCUCCCCUUCAAGCGGGCUUCGUCGACCAGGCGGUCGUCGGCGGGCGGAAGGAGGGGUCCACAGAGACCGUCCGCGCGAACUUCGACUACGUUAAUGCCCUGGUGGCUUGUCAGCUUAUGCAGGAGAUGGCCACGACCAAGGAGCGCGCCGUGGCCUCGUUGGACGCUGUCAGCGCCACUGUGGUGUUGAUGUGGGCCCCCUUCGAGUCGGCGCACCUCAACCGCUUUCGGGGCAACAUCGAGCAUAUUCUUCUGAGCGAUCGUAACGUCGAGUUCCUUGCCGUCUGUGAACCGAUGCUCAUCGCGACCUCGCUGAACGGCUCGGCGGCCACCGUCAACAAGGCCUUCUCCGUCUUCCGCCCGGCCCAGGAUAGGGUCCCCGCCCCUGCGAAGGUGAUUCCUUGGCGCCCUGCGAUAUGUGCGGGGCAGAUUUCCCACGUGAUCUGGGUGGACGCCGAGGUCUACGCUGAACGCGCCAGAUUCUCGGAGUUGGGCGCGCCCUUCCUCGUCAGGCAUCUUCGCAGCAGCCCCGUGCUCUCGGAUGCCGCCGUCGGCACUCAGGCUCUCCAGGCGGAUCCAGGGGUGCUUCUCUUGGAGCUUCCGUCGGCGCGAGUCCUGCCGCACCUCCGUGACCUGCACGACGACGUCAUCAUCGUCUCCCCCUCCUUCGCCGUCGUGCACACCAAGGCGUCGGCAGCGGACUGGCAAGACAGGCUCAUGAAGAUGCUGCAGGACGACCCGGACACGGCGGGCGAGCUGAACCCGUGGUCGUGGUCAUACCAGCUGUCGGGAAUGGGCGAGCCCACGGGCACAGGGGACAUCAUGGAUGUUAACGGUGCCCGCUCGCCGAUCCAGGUGCUCAGCUCCGACCUCGUGGCUGGGACCUUUCGCGCCCAGCGAGAGUCGCGGGUGUUAGCCCAGGCCUGGGCCUCCCAGCUCACGGAGGAGGCGCCGCGAGCAAGUCCUUCUUCGGUGGGGGGACCCUGGUUUGACUUCGAGCUCUGCUGGUACUCGGGUCUCCUCGCCUAUCGCCACCCGUCUUCGAGGGAGGUCUCCUUCCUCGACGACCGCCCCACCACCGCCGCCAGCUUCUUCAGCAUGUCCUCUGGGUAG